This is a messenger RNA of Vavraia culicis subsp. floridensis, 330 nucleotides long. RefSeq lists its product as uncharacterized. The coding region runs from base 1 to 330 and encodes 109 amino acids. The transcript has a single exon. The record is from RefSeq and is a predicted model, not a curated record. Lineage: Eukaryota; Fungi; Microsporidia; Pleistophoridae.
AUGGAUCAUAUAUUCCUCUUUAAAAAUCAAGAAGAAUUACUUGCAUAUGUUGUAUAUCUGUUCCUUGACGAUAAUCCUGAUGUAGUCAUAGCUUUGAAAAAAUGUUAUUUUGCACAGGACAAAAGUGUGAUUUCUGAAGAAAUUGUGCUUAUUUCCUCACAUAUCCUUAGCAAAGUGGUGAUCAGAACAAUUUUAUCGAAAUUGUUAGCUGCAACACCAGAUUUAACUUACCUUGUGGUUGUAAAUUCUAUGAUGAUGGAUGCAUCAUCUGAAAAAGUACCAAAGGAAAUUAUUUAUCAUGCGCUGAUAUUGGAGAGCCGAUCGACAUGA